This is a messenger RNA of Oppiella nova, 637 nucleotides long. The record is from the annotation of a GenBank genome assembly. Lineage: Eukaryota; Metazoa; Arthropoda; Arachnida; Sarcoptiformes; Oppiidae.
ACAGUAUAUAAAGAGAUGUUAAUUUGGUUAAAUAUUAAAAAAAAGUUUGGUUUGAAAUUAGUUUGCAAUUGUUUAAACUAAAUUUUCAAAAAUGCCAAUCGAUCUGUACUUCUUAAGCAUAAGCCCUCCGUGUCGGGCGGUGUUGAUGACAGCCAAACACCUCGACAUUGAAGUCAAUAUUAAAAUUGUUGAAUUACUUAAAGGCGAACACUUGAUGCCUCAAUAUUCAAAGCUCAACCCCGCCAAAAAGGUGCCCACAAUAGUGGACGGGGAUCUGGUUCUGUGGGAAAGUCGAGCCAUAAUGCAAUACCUGUGCAAUAAAUACGCCCCCAAUAGUACUCUAUACCCGUCUAAUCCCAAUGAGAGAGCAAUAGUGGAUCGUUGGCUCAACACUGAUAUGUCUUAUUUCACCGCUAAUAAGGAGGCGCUUGUUAUGAAAGCCCUGUUUGGUAUAGUGCCGACUGACCAACAGAUCACUAAUUAUAAAAACUCAUUGAAACUGAUUGACACGUUAAUUGGUAAUAAUAAGUAUGUGGCCGGUGGUGAGCACUUGACUAUCGCUGACCUGUCUGUAUUGGCCACCACUACACUCCUAUCUAUCAAUGAUUUUGAGGAUUUCAAUGAUCACCCAAACCUC